AUGGAGGUUGAAUUUCUGAAGUGUCUUCAAAUACAAGAAAUUGAUGUUACAUGGACGUGGCAUGCACGGCUAGGACAUGUGAACUUUGGAGUCAUGAAGAAUAUGGUAGACAAGGAGAUGGUAGUAGGGAUGCCUCAGGUGAUAGACGAGAAAGAUGUAUGCAGCACCUGCUUAGUUGGGAAGCAAACUCGGAAGUCUUUCCCGCCUAAAGCAAAGUAUCGAGCAUCACACACAUUGGAGUUGGUACAUGAGAACAACGAUGCAAACCAAGACCAGCAUGUAACAUCAAGAUAUGGCCAUAACAUCAGAAAACCAAAACGGUUCAGUGAUUACAUCCUACUUGCUGAAGUUGAAGGUGGCAGACUCUUGCUGACCAUCGAUGGUGAACCAGAAAGUUACAUCGAAACUGCAGAGAUACAGGCUUGGAUCGAUGCAAUGAAGACAGAGAUUGAAUCUAUCAUCAAAACCAAGACCUGGAAGCUCGUCAAGAAGCCGACAGCAAGGCUAGUUGUAAAAGGCUAUGUGCAACAACAAGGCAUUGACUUCGACGAAGUGUUUGCACCAGUUGCUCUGAGAGUUUGGAACAUCAAACUCGACCGGAAAGAGAAGGGAGAGCUUCUGAUCAUAGCUAUAUACGUCGAUGACUUGUUUGUAACGGGGACUUCGCUCAAUGUUAUCAAGCAAUUCAAAGAUGAUAUGUCAAGAAGAUUUGAGAUGUCAGACCUCGGGAUGCUUACAUACUAUCUUGGUAUAGAAGUAACGCAAGGAGCUAAUGGCAUUCACAUCAAACAAGGAGGAUACGCGCAAGGUAUACUUGUCAAGACGAAGAUGGAGUCAAGUAACUAUAUUCACGUUUUGAUGCGCACGAGUUUGAAAGUAUCAAAGGCAGAGGAGCCUGAGAUUGAUGCAACAUCGUAUCGAAGCACCAUAGGAUGCUUAAGAGUCCAAGAGAGAGUCAUGGAGAAGCAGUGA
This is a messenger RNA of Brassica oleracea var. oleracea, 972 nucleotides long. RefSeq lists its product as uncharacterized. Lineage: Eukaryota; Viridiplantae; Streptophyta; Magnoliopsida; Brassicales; Brassicaceae. The transcript has 5 exons. The coding region runs from base 1 to 972 and encodes 323 amino acids. The record is from RefSeq and is a predicted model, not a curated record.